AUGGCAUCGUCGACCCCUUUGCAAGUCCUUGGGACGAUGGGACUGUUUUUAACGGGAGCUUUGGUCAUGCGAGGCGCCGGCUGUACAAUCAAUGAUUUAUGGGAUAGGAAUUUGGAUCCACAUGUCGAACGCACCAAGUUUCGGCCAAUUGCUAGAAGGGCAGUAUCCCCGCGCAAAGCUGUAGUGUUUACUGGGGUGCAGUUGCUGGCGGGUUUGGGCAUUCUUCUUCAAUUCCCAACGCUGUGUCUUUGGUAUGGGGUACCUAGUCUGCUUCUUGUGACGACUUACCCUCUCGCAAAGCGCAUCACGUACUACCCGCAAGCCGUUCUAGGCCUAACAUUUUCGUGGGGUGCGAUGAUGGGGUUUCCUGCGCUGGGUAUAGAUCUUCUCAGCAACCAUUCUGCCUUGGAGUCAGCAGCAGCACUCUAUUCUAGCUGCGUUGCUUGGACAAUUCUGUACGAUAUGAUCUACGCCCAUAUGGACAUAAAGGAUGAUGUAGCGGCAGGUAUCAAGUCCAUCGCUCUUCGUCAUGAACACAAUACAAAAACUGUUCUUUCUGCUCUAGCAGUUGUCCAAGUGGCGUUGCUUGCUGCGGCUGGCGUGUCGGCUGGCGCUGGACCAGUCUUCUUUAUUGGCAGCUGUGGCAGCGCGGUUCUUUCUCUUGGUAUCAUGAUUUGGAGGGUUCAGCUAAAAAAUGUCCAGAACUGCUGGUGGUGGUUCAAGAAUGGUUGUUUGCUCACUGGAGGAGGCAUUACCUUGGGGAUGUUGUUCGACUAUAUAGCGCGUGCUACUGAUUUGGACGGGAAGGAUACAAAAUCCCCCCAAGUGGUCACAGACGCAACUUCCAAAUCCAAUGGAGAGAUCAGCUGA
Molecule: messenger RNA, 870 nt
Organism: Aspergillus bombycis
Lineage: Eukaryota; Fungi; Ascomycota; Eurotiomycetes; Eurotiales; Aspergillaceae
Product: putative para-hydroxybenzoate-polyprenyltransferase Coq2
Exons: 1
Coding region: 1-870 (289 amino acids)
Biological process (GO): ubiquinone biosynthetic process
Cellular component (GO): mitochondrial inner membrane
Molecular function (GO): 4-hydroxybenzoate polyprenyltransferase activity
Source: RefSeq, a predicted model, not a curated record